UGGAAACUAGAGAGGGAGAGAUCGGAGUUUCCGUCUCCGUCUCAAAUUAAUUUCUUUCUGAAAAAAGAAAAUGAGUUUCUCCUUCAUGAAAAAAUGGCUUAAAGUUUCGAUUUUUACUGCGAUAUUUUGUCUGCUUUGGUAAUCCCGCUAAUUAAAACCUUAAUUUUCUCAGUUUCACCACAAGGCUCUGUAUUUCCUCGAAUAUUAUACAUACCUAUACAUACAUAUAUACACACGUAAUUCCACGUGUGUAUAUAUAUAUAUAUAUAAAUACAUGUUUCAUGGGGUUCUUUCGUGCUUAAAGAUUUCUGCUGUUAAUUAGCUUUUUAAAAGAGAAAAGAAAGGUGGGUUUUUUUUGUGGAGAGAGGAAUGGAAGGUUCGCCGGCGGCUGCGGAUACGACGUCGUAUCCGAAGUUACCUCCUGAGCUGUUUGGUUCCAGAGAAUACCACUCUCCCUCUGCCGGAAUAUUCGCUUCGCUUUUUGCUCCGCCGCAUAAGGGUUUGGGAACGGAAUCCGUUCGUCCAUACUGGAAUCUUCCGACGCCGGAGUAUUCUAAGGAGGAAUCAUACGUCGAAAAGAACACACCAAAUUCGGGAUAUACGUACGGGAGCAAUGAAGGAGAAUACAAAGGAACGGCGGAUAAAGAAACGAAAUGGUUUUAUGAGGAACAAAGAAUGCAACACCCAUGCAAUCUCAGCUCAUCCAUAUAUUAUGGCGGCCAAGAUAUUUUACCUCUUCCUCGUACCGAUGCCUCUGCUUCAGGCGUUUUGCCUUCGGGCAGAAACAACAGUGGAGAAGAUGAUGGAGAGUGCGUUUCAAGAGGAAACUGGUGGAAAGGUUCUCUGUAUUACUGAAGAUCGAUGAGUACUUUAUGGAAUUAUCAUUAUGCUAUAUCUAUAUAUAUAUAAAGUGAAAUCGAUGUUAUAUUAU
This is a messenger RNA of Tarenaya hassleriana, 931 nucleotides long. RefSeq lists its product as uncharacterized. The record is from RefSeq and is a predicted model, not a curated record. Lineage: Eukaryota; Viridiplantae; Streptophyta; Magnoliopsida; Brassicales; Cleomaceae. Bases 370 to 855 code for a protein of 161 amino acids. The transcript has 5 exons.